Messenger RNA from Harmonia axyridis, 1394 nucleotides. RefSeq lists its product as uncharacterized. The record is from RefSeq and is a predicted model, not a curated record. The coding region runs from base 81 to 1193 and encodes 370 amino acids. The transcript is spliced from 4 exons. NCBI's taxonomy places the organism in Eukaryota, Metazoa, Arthropoda, Insecta, Coleoptera, Coccinellidae.
ACAUCUGCGCAGAUGAUUGAGUAGGGAAACCAGAUUGGAAGUGUUUGUUUACAAAGGAAAUAUUCAUGGAAUGAAAACAUAUGACUACAAGAAUGGACGAAUUAAAGACAAUAUUGAAGAGCAUACUCAUUUCUUCACAUAUGAAAUUGCGAGUGCACCAGCUUAAUAACGAAUAUAAAUCAUUGAUUGGGCGGAAUAUACCGUUUGCAGAAUAUGGAUAUAGAGAUUUGGUCCAGUUGUUAAAAUGUUUACCAGAUAUUCUCACAGUAGAUGGAGAUGAUAUGAAUUCCCUAGUCACCCAUAAGUUUGGAAAUCGACAGGUUCGAAUCAAAAAAAAGAAAUUCAAAGAUAGAAAGCCUAAUGCGCAGAAUAAAGCCCAGGCCAUCAAAAAAGAAAAAAAACCCGAGAAACCAGCCACCUCAAUUGAGAGUCAGAAGAAUGCAGAAACAACAACAUUCCCGAAUCAAGUAACAGCCAAAUAUUCAAGUCCUCUAGGAAUAAACUUCGAUAUGCUAAUUGAUUAUAAAAAUGAAAAAUUGAGAUUAUCAACUGAAAUUGAUUAUGGAAAAAUAGCUGAAAUCCGGCGUAGAAUUUCUCCCAAACUUCAUCAGGAGCAGCAGAACAAGAAAGGAGAUGAAACGAAAAAAACUGGGCUUCUAGGACUACGGUAUCCUAAAACCACCAUGUCCACUGAAAAGAAUAUCAAUGUAGUCGGUGUUAGUCACUCCCAACCAGUAGUGCAGGCUGGCUCUAGGACCUCCAUGAGUCUUGAGAAAGUUUCUGUCCUCAAAACCGAAGCUCAAAAGUUAACACAAUAUGAGUAUUUCAAACAGAGUGAAAUGGUCAAGAAAAACACAAUGAAAAUCCCAAGUAUAAUAAAAUCGACCCCAAAAUUACUAAAGUUAUCAGAGAAUACAUCAAUUUGUAAAAAUCAAAUGGCCAGUCCAAGAGAAAUCCCACCAUUGAUUGAGAAACCAAUUUCACUUAUGGAUCUUCCGAUUCCAUCGAUGCUUCCAGAGGUGCCGAAAGAAUUUACCAGUCACGAGUCAAAUAAUUUGAUAGACUUCCACGGUGUCCUUCCAAAUUUUCCUCCUGUACCUGAAACUCCCAGAAGAGAACCAAGGGUGAAGUCUAUUCCUUUCGUUGAUGUACUUAGGCUUGUUGAGAUGCUCAAAACAACCGAUUUAAAUUGAUCAAUUUGAUCAAAAAUAUAUGAAUAAUUAUUUAGUUUAGUUAAUUCAUUAUAAGGAAAACAGAAUAUUUGUUGUGUUUCAAAAAUUCAAUCAUUAACUCUUUCUCUAUAUUCCUGAAAAAUCUCUUGUUAAUUUAUUGGUGUUUGAUCAAUUUGAGAAUUUCUUGAGAAGUAAAUAUAUGUUGGUUAUAUAUGACUGAAA